Spathaspora passalidarum NRRL Y-27907 is the source of this 2406-nucleotide messenger RNA. RefSeq lists its product as uncharacterized. The record is from RefSeq and is a predicted model, not a curated record. NCBI's taxonomy places the organism in Eukaryota, Fungi, Ascomycota, Pichiomycetes, Serinales, Debaryomycetaceae. The transcript has a single exon. Gene Ontology annotation, molecular function: protein binding. The coding region runs from base 55 to 2325 and encodes 756 amino acids.
AUCAACCUUCUUUUGCAACAAAUACCGUUUAAAACAGGCAACAAGACUUGGAAUAUGCUUCGAUGUUUGGGCAUAGCGAGAGGUAAACCUGCUACUACGGUUGCAGCCACCCGUGUACUUGUGGUUCCGCAGAGAAAUCUCUUUGUUUUGAAUGAUGACGCAAAGAAACAACGAAUAACUCGAAGGCAACAAGAGAAGUUUGCUCAAAAGCAGAAGAAGAACAAACAGGCACAGGCAACACCAAAGAAAAGCGGCAAUAGCACCGAGGAAACCGAAGAAUACAAACAAAAGAGGUAUGAAGAGAUACGAAAAGGAAAAUUCAGCGAGCUUCGUUCUUUGGUUAGCCAUACAGCUGAAGCAUUAUACAACAAAAGCACCGUUGAAGUCAACGACGAUUACAUAGACUCCACAGCCAAGGUGAUUUAUGACCAAGUGAAACCAAAAUUUGAUCCUGAAAGAGCCACUAUUUCCCCAAAACCAAUACCCUCACCCAAAGAAGGACAGGCCAGCAAACCCUUGGAGCUUCCAGAACCAAUCACCGACAGAUUAGGAUUAGCACCUUCAUUCUUGGUUAACGAUACUAACCAGAACUGGCCAGUUUUACUCAACCAGUUGCAACUUGGUGGAGGAUUUCAAGAUUUACAACCAGGCACCAUUCACAAGUUCUUGCGCAAGAUCCCAAACUCUACUUUAGUCAACUUAAUUCCUAGCGUAGAAGCCAUGUAUAGCCAUGCUGGAAUCGAGAUCCCCCACAAGACAUAUUACCUUUUCCUUCGAGCUUUGGCCAGUGGUCAUAAAGUCAGCGACGAAAGAUUGAAACUAGUCCAACAUUAUGUCGAUUUGAUUAAACAACAAGUUACCGACUUGUCAGUCGAUCAUUAUGAAACUUUACUCGUGAUCUACAGCAAAAGUGACGAUUUCACCAGAGUGAACCAAAUAUUACAAGAAAUGAAACAACGAGGUAUCCAAGUGUCCAAACCAGCAUUCUCAGCCAUCAUGCAAGGGUACAUCUACAAUCAAAGGAAUCAUACCCAGGCCAUGGAAGUCUUUGACGGGAUGAAAUUCUUUUCGCAAAUGACUCAGCCCGGAGAGAAGGAAUAUACCGAAAUCAUCGCAUCUUGUGUCAUGAAUGACGAGCUUGAACGUGGGUUGGAUUUGUAUCAAGAAAUGAUCAGCAACAAGAUCCCCAUUAACCAAAAGGUCUUGAGUAACUUAGCCAAGGGAUGUUGUCGGAAACCUCAAUACCGUCAUCGUGCCUGGCAAUUAUUCUUUGACAUAUACAAGCAUGGAUGGGUUCCGGACUUGCCAACAUACGAAAGCAUGAUCUAUAUUGCCGCCCGUGAUGGAGAUGUUGAUUUGGCCCGAGCAUUAUUAUACAAGAUGUUGGAAACCAAUUCGGUGACUCCUAAGGCACUUGCAUACUUGAUCUUGUCAUAUUCCAAAUUUGUGCCUCCAAGUGAACGUACUACGCCAUUAGCCAUUCUCCACAACGAAAAGGGGCUACAAUUCAGACGCAAGAUCAUUGAUGAAAUAGACUAUUCUACAAUUGUGGCUGGCUUCCCAUUUUUACCCAAUGCGAGAUUAACCAACCGUACUCUUAUUCUUGCCGAAUCUAGUGCGGUAUGGGCAUACAUAACAUUGAGUUGUCCCCAAUUUAUCAGUAGUAAAUUGGCAACUUCAUAUUUGGAUAUUGCCUUGGAACAAGGUAAUUUUGAAGAUUUCAAGCAUAGAUUUGAAAGUGCCACAUAUUUGGAUGCCACUGGAUUACCACAAACCAGACAAAUCGUAAUCGAAGAACCAGAAUCUGCCACUGCAACCUCGGAAAUCGCAAACAAUGACACUACCAAGGAUAUCGCUAAAUCUCCACUUCUUAACGAAGUCGAGCAUUUAUUUAAAGACAACCGCGCCAAGGCACCUCGUGAUUGUAUCAUGUACAUGGUUGCUGUUCGGGCUGCCGGCCGUUUCAAAAACUUUGACUUCCUUGAUUCAAUAAUCAAAGAGCGAGGCCAGUAUAGGAAAUCCGCUGCAUUCCAACAAUUACCAGCUAAGACGCGACACAAGUUGGAUUUCCUGUUUGCUACGGUUCUCGUGGACAGUUACACCAAGAUGAACAUGUUGGAAGACGCUUUAGCCGUGGUAAUUGCCAGUGAAGACCAAUUUUUGUGGGGUAAGAAAGAGUUGGGAAACUUGAUGGGGGCUUCUUACAAGAUUGAGAACUUCCAUGUUAUUGACAGACUCCGAGAGGUGAUCGGUAAGUCGCAAAUAGCCAAGGGGAAAAUCACCAGAUUAGAUCAUAAAAUUUACGUUAAAAAGAGAGGGUAUUAGAAGAGGUUAACAAUCAAUUGUACAUAGCGUUAAUCUUGAAUGUAUUUAUAGAACGGGUUUAAUAUAUAUAUAUAUAUAUGU